Molecule: messenger RNA, 918 nt
Organism: Trichobilharzia regenti
Lineage: Eukaryota; Metazoa; Platyhelminthes; Trematoda; Strigeidida; Schistosomatidae
Source: the annotation of a GenBank genome assembly
AUGCCCAACAAUCUUAAUUUGAUUUCGCUUCUGGCUAAUAAUACGCUUCCACAAAUAGUUGAAAAUGAUCAAUGUGUUCUGAAUUUUGUUAGAGUGCAUAAGAAUGGUAGAGAUAUUAAGGUCGGUACACGAUAUCUUUUCAAUUUCUUCUUCUCAACUUCAGAUGAUUUAGAUGUCUACCUAAGUGAUAUUGUUAAUCAACUUUUAUACGCCAGAGAUACAGAAGACAAGAUAAAUCUUAAACAAAUUCUAUCAAAUUAUUUUGAACAUGUUAUAAACGGUACACAUACUAUUCUGAGAGAAUUUAAAUAUAUCUCAGCUAUACCAUAUAAUAGGAUAACAUUUUUAUUUAAUCUGUGGAAUAGUUUUACUUCAUUCAAAGAAAAAGAUAUAACUGUCGAGGAAUUCUAUACACUUGUACAAUUACUUUGUUCAGAUUUUCCAAAUGAAAUAUUGUCUUACUGCCAAAAGAUAUUGAAUAUUGACAACAAGUCAACAAAUGUUUAUCCAUACUUGGAUAUAUUUUGUGUAUUCCACGAAAGUGAAAUUACACUGAAUAAAGAUGAAAAUCAUACCUUGGAGGUUGUUGAUGAAUCAGAUUUAUCUAAUCAUCAUUAUAAUGGACAUAGAUCUACAGUUACUGAAUGUUGCUUUAAAUCAAGCAUAAUUAAACAGCUACCGGAUAAAUAUGUGAAUACAUUAGAAUUUCGUAAUUUUACUCGGGAUAUGUACAACAACUCUACAUUUAUACUACCUCCAAAGUCGGUAAUGUGUGUUUGCGCCAAAGAAUUUCUACUUCAUUCAAGAUUCAAUAUUUACAGUUUAUUCUCAUCCUUAGCUACUGAUCAUUUAUUAAUAACAGAAAUAGGAUUUCCACAAGUUCAUGGGUCAUCUAAGCUAUCACCGCAUCAUGUUUAA